Messenger RNA from Osmerus eperlanus (European smelt), 806 nucleotides. RefSeq names its product gamma-crystallin N-like. Bases 70 to 621 code for a protein of 183 amino acids. The record is from RefSeq and is a predicted model, not a curated record. Gene Ontology annotation, molecular function: structural constituent of eye lens. The transcript has 4 exons. Lineage: Eukaryota; Metazoa; Chordata; Actinopteri; Osmeriformes; Osmeridae. Gene Ontology annotation, biological process: lens development in camera-type eye; visual perception.
UAUAUAUCAGGGAGUCCAAAUUUUUCCACUCUUAUACUGUGGGAGUAGUUUAAACUCUACAGUUGGAAAAUGUCGCAGUACUCAGGAAAGAUCGUAUUCUACGAGGGGAAAUGUUUCACCGGGCUUAAGCUGGAGAUAUGCGGUGAAUGUGACAACUUCCAGGACCGUGGCUUCAUGAACAGGGUCAACUCCAUCCGUGUGGAGAGUGGAGCCUUCAUCUGCUAUGACCACCCUGACUUCAAGGGCCAGCAGUACAUCCUGGAGCACGGAGAAUAUCCAGAGUUUCAGCGUUGGAACGGCCACAAUGACCACAUAGGCUCCUGCAAGCCCAUUAGGAUGCACGGCGAGCACUAUAGGAUGCAGCUGUUCGAGGGAGCUGACUUCGCAGGCCAGUGUGUGGAGCUGUGUGAAGAUGCUCCAUUCCUUCAGGGCCAAGGCCUGAGCAAGAACUGCAUCAACUCCAUCAAGGUCUAUGGAGACGGAGCGUGGGUGUUGUACGAAGAGCCUAACUACCGUGGCCGCAUGUACAUUGUGGAGAGAGGAGAUUACGGUAGCCACAUGGAGUGGCAGGCCCAGAAACCCAACAUCCAGUCUAUUCGCAGGGUUGCCAACUACUUUUAAACCAUUCCAUGAUUACCUGACCUCCCUGGAGUGCAGGGCCAAUCAUGGUUAGACCAUACACCUGAGACAAUGUAAGGUAUUGUAAAAUAUGGUUACAUACCAGGCAUGGAAUCUUAUCCCCACCCCCUUCCUGAAAUCAACACCAUGUACAUGUAGCUAUGAAAAUAAUAAAAGAGGAAAAACUA